UGCAUAGCAGCAGGUCGCCAAGGCACGGCCGGAGUUCAGACCAGGGCAGAUCAGCACGGUGCAGCAGCUGGGAGGGACCAUGACCAACCUCGCCCAGUGCCCCUCGCUGGUCUCGACAUUCUAGGACCAAGGCAGGCAGAUGCUUCAGCCCAAGCACUUCUUGGAUUCGCCAGCCAUUGCACGUGGUCACAGAUGCACUGGCGGCACAAGAACACCAUGCCAUUGGGUGAUACAAGGCAAAGGCGAGGCGGGCAGCAGCCUGUGGGUCCUUGCAGCGUGUGA
Molecule: messenger RNA, 282 nt
Organism: Closterium sp. Naga37s-1
Lineage: Eukaryota; Viridiplantae; Streptophyta; Zygnematophyceae; Desmidiales; Closteriaceae
Source: the annotation of a GenBank genome assembly